This is a messenger RNA of Drepanopeziza brunnea f. sp. 'multigermtubi' MB_m1, 1509 nucleotides long. The record is from RefSeq and is a predicted model, not a curated record. Lineage: Eukaryota; Fungi; Ascomycota; Leotiomycetes; Helotiales; Drepanopezizaceae.
AUGAAUCUCUUCGGCAACAAGAAUUCUGGCAUCAAGCCUGUUAGGGGGGUAGUCCGAACAAUUCGAGUCCAAAGUGAAGUGCAGCCGACAGCACUACCCUCUGCCCAGAGACCAAGACAUGAACCUCCUCAGAGAUCUCAGCAAUCACAAGCCACACCAGCUCGAGUGUCUCCUUCAUCUUCGACCGCCAGUCCUGCUCCGUCCUCAGAUCAGCACGCGUCCUCCCAUCUGCGACCUCCGAAGCGCAAGGCAGAUCAACGUGUUCAAAGUGACAGCGAUGACAAUGAAGAUGGCGGGGAUAAGAACGGCAUCUUUGGUAGGCCCUUCGACACAAACAAGUACAAGCGCCAGAAAAAUGAUCACCCUGUUGACUCCAGGAGGACUUUGCGCCGCAAGGAAGCUUUCUCUGAAGCUGAUGGUGGGGGGUUCAAGAUGAUCCAUGCUAUGGAUGCGGUUCCUAUUAACAAGGAUGGCUGCCCCAAAUCUUCUUUGAAGCGCUUUAAAGUGUUUUUGCAGUACCCGGGUGCCUCUCAGCUGGAAAGAUUUGAUCUCAUCCCUGGCAAAGACAAAAUUGAUUCAAUCAAAGAGAUCUGCGAAAUUGCCCAGAUUGUGCGGGAUGUUUACUUAACGGCCAGUCAAGCCAAAGCGUUUAGCAGUACCCUCCGUCCUCUGGAGGCAGCAAACAACGAAAUAGGAACAAAGGGGCUAGGCAAAGAGACGCUACAGAAAUUCGGAAUCGCAGUCGAGAAUUAUAACAAAGCGGUCAGAAGCCUUUUUAAGAAUGGUUCACUGGCCAAGAAUCUCGAAAAUUUGCAUGAUCUCCCAUAUAAUAUGAUCGAGUUCAUUCUAAGACAAGGCUACGAUCGAGCUGUCUCGCCCCAGGUUGACUUGUUACAAUUUUAUUCCGCAAAAGACAACACUUACGGCGAGCUCCUCUGUCCGUUCGUCAGCCGAGUCCUCGGCGAGACUGGGCUCAAGUCGGACCAAGUUUUCGUGGAUCUGGGCUCUGGCGUUGGAAGUGUCGUCUUGCAGGCCGCGCUGCAGUUCGGUUGUGAGAGCUGGGGCUGUGAGAUAAUGCCGAAGGCCUGUGAACUCGCAGAUAAGCAACUGGCUGAAUUUGCUGCCCGUUGCCGCCUCUGGGGACUCCAGACCGGCAAAGUUCAUCUUGAAAAAGGCGACUUUCUGGAAAACGAUGUGAUCAAAGCUGCGCUACGGAAAGCAGAUGUCGUUCUGGUGAACAACAAGGUUUUCAGUUCUGAAACCAACGAAGCGCUCCGGUAUCUGUUCUUGGACCUCAAAGAUGGAUGCCAUAUCGUCUCCUUGCAGUCAUUCGCCGUUGGGAAUGGGCGCAACGAGAACGAUUUGGCAAAUUUGAUUCAGAACAAGAUUACUGGUGUUUUCUUCGACAAGGAUAUUAGCUGGACGAACGGCACUGGUCAGUACUUCAUCGCCACGAAGGACCAAGGCCAUCUUGACAAAAUCAGCGCUGCGAGCAAGCUACGCUCGUGA